This is a messenger RNA of Saccostrea cuccullata (small rock oyster), 4148 nucleotides long. Its product is annotated as ankyrin-3-like. NCBI's taxonomy places the organism in Eukaryota, Metazoa, Mollusca, Bivalvia, Ostreida, Ostreidae. The record is from RefSeq and is a predicted model, not a curated record. Gene Ontology annotation, molecular function: protein binding. Bases 52 to 3309 code for a protein of 1085 amino acids. The transcript is spliced from 2 exons.
GAUCGACUAAGCCAAGGAACACUUACCAAUCAAACAAAGUCAUUGUUGACAAUGAAAUUUGAUAGAUCAGCACAACAUGGAAUCAUGGAUGAGCUAACGCAAAUGGGUAGGAGGCUCUUGGAUCUGCAAAGAGAAUGUCAUAUCCCUGGUCAUAUUAGAGAACAACAUAAGCAAAUACUGCAAAAAUGGACAAUUGAUGGCGAAUCCUUUCAAGAAACAAGGGCAAGUAGGAAAGCAAGAGAGAUAAUUGAAGAGAGAGGAGUUUUGUUUAUCUUUGGUGGUCCAGGCAGUGGGAAGACCUUCAUUGCAAGGCAUUUAGCUAUUCAGUUUCAGGCACAAAAGUGGGAAAUCAUUCCUGUUAGAAGCCCUGAUGAAAUCCGGCAGUAUUUGUAUCCUGUGAUAAAUCAACUUUUUGUUCUCGACAAUCCAUUUGGAAGCUUCGGUUUAGAUAUGUCAAAGCAUGAAUGCUUCAUAGACAUCUUUGACUAUCUUCCUUGUAUCUCAAAAACAUCUACAACAAAAUUAAUAUUUACCUGCAGGAAAAAUGUAUAUGUAGAAUGCAAAGAUCUGGAAAUUUUCACUAUAGAAGGGGAAAGUACGAUUGAUAUUGAAAACGAAGAAUAUCACCUAAAUAGCGAGGAAAGAUUAAGAAUUCUAGAAACGUACUGCAUUAAAAGAAAUAUUCCUAAGGUUAAUUAUGACCAGGUUUCUGUUGAAAACAACUAUCCAAUGUUCCCUCUUUUAUGCAGUUUACUUCGUAGUGACACUGACAUACAGCAAAGUCUUGAUCAUCCACAUGAAUGCUUGCGAAGGGAACUAUUGGUUAUGAAAAAGUAUGAUGCAGUAAUGUUUGUUGUUCUGGUAUUAUGUGUUUUUCGAAAUAAUGCAUGUACAGAUGGAUUCAUUGAUAAGAACGAAGUAUUAUUAUCAGAAAUACUAUCUAAUUGUGGACUGAGUAGUAACACGUCUACAUCAAUUGUGCGUGAAGCCUUUACUAAACUUCAAGGAACAUACCUUUCGGACACGAAGGACAGGAUAAUGUUUAUCCACGAUUCAGUAUUUGAGGUUGUAGCUAUUAUGUAUGGAAAAGAAAAUAUAAAACAUUUUCUCGAUAACAUAUCUUUUGAAUACCUUACGAAUAAUACUAACAUUGUGAGGUCGAAAACAGUCAGUUCAAAUCCGUCAAUCCUACAGCUACAGUUGGAGGAUUAUUCGUAUUUAUCAGGACGAGUAUAUUAUGAGCUAAGUCAAUUAAAUUUCUUUUCUGUUUUCGGAUCCACAAAGUCUUUCCUGAACGACAAAAACUUUCUGGCAUAUUUUCUUCGCUAUCUGGAUGAUAUUUAUUUUCCGGAAAUCAAAAAUAUGUUUUUGAUAGAUCAUGUGUACAGUUCGAAAAUGUGUAAUUUUGAGGAUGUAUAUACAUUUCAAGGGCACAAAAGCUUGCGUCAUAGAAUACUUGUAAGUCAUAGCGCUGAUAAAAAUAUGCAAAAUGUACGAGCAUUGAGCUGGGUAUUGGCAUUCGGUCACUCGGGGAUACUGAAGUAUUUGCUAAAAAGACUUGAACUGAAUAAAUGUGGCAAUCUCAGAAUAAACGAAGUUCGGGAUCUGUUCCUCACAAAUGACCAUCUAGAGCAAACAAGAUUAUUAAUGUUAGCUUGCUUAAGUGGGGAGUUAGAAAUUGUGCAUUUUGUGAUUCAACACUCCGAAAGUGUAUGUUUGCAGACUGAAUAUCCCCCUGGGGUUUAUGUUCCAAUACUUGUCAGUUGUCUAACGCCAUAUACGUACGUUGUAGAGGCUCUUAUACGUGCUGGAUCAAAUGUUGAUGCCACAGAAAACGCGUAUUAUAAUGUACGUGAUACUGCAAUUUCAACUGCUGUAAAAAAUAAGCAAAAGGCAGUCGUUGAGGUCCUCAUUAAAUACGGAGCCGAUGUUAACAAGUGUAACGCAAAUGGUGAAACACCAUUAAUUAUUGCGUCCCGAAGUGGAAGCUUAGAACUUGUUAAACUUUUAGUUGAAAAUGGUGCUGAUGUGGAAUUAUGUGAUGCGAAAAAUAAAUUACCUUUAUAUUACGGAAUCAAAAUUUGUCAAACUCAAAUUGUGAAAUGCCUUUUAGAGAACGGGGCUGAUUUGAGCAAGCUUAUCGAUGACAACCAAACCGUAUCGGUUUACGAAUUGCAGUUAAUUCAAGGUGAACUUGGUCUUGCUCACAAUAUCAUAGAUAUAAUGUACAGAGCAGCUGAGUGUGGUCGUAUAGACGUUUUAGAUUACAUAAAGCAACAGAAACAAGAGGGAACACUUUCUUACUCUAAAGUUGACCAGCUCUUGUACGCAACGUGUGAGAAUGGUCAAUUUGAAGCAAUGAAAUAUCUAAUCAAUGAAGGUUAUGAUGUCAAUUAUUGUGAUGAACAACAUACGAUCCCUUUGUGUGUUGCUUCGGAACAAGGAGAUGUCUCCAUUGUAUCUUACCUACUUGAAAAUCUAGCUGUUAAUCCAAACCAGACUGAUAUCCAUCAAAAAUCAGCGCUUCAUUGGGCAACAGAAAGGAAUAAUCAGGAGGUUGUUGAAUAUUUACUCAAAAAAGGAGCCUCAAUAAAUAUUCUUGAUGAAAAUAGGGCGUCUCCUUUACAUUAUUCAUGUUCUGAAGGGAAUUACGAAUUGGUGCAUUUUCUUCUGACUCAUGAUGCCGACAUAAAUAUGAUUAUGAAUGGAGGGAACACGCCUCUCUUUUGUGCUUUUAAAAAUAGACGACUGAAAAUCAUAGAUCUUCUCUUAAUACACGGUGCAGAUCUUCAUACACGAGAUAACAAAACGGAAUCUCUUUUACAUUUGGCGUCAAAGCUUGGGGAUAUUCGAAUUGUGCAAAGAUUGAUUGACCUAGGCUGUCAGGUUAAUAUAUGCGAAAGAUAUUACGGAUGUUCACCGUUAUCAAUUGCGAUAGACAGCGGCAAUUUUGAAAUGAUGAAAUGUUUGGUGAUAAAUGGAAAUGCAGAUACCAAUCUAUGUGAUGAAAUGAGUACCUCUCCUUUAUUGAAAGCAUCUGAAAUGGGUAAUAAAGACAUUGCCGAAUUUCUUUUAAAGAAUGGGGCGAAUGUGAAUCUUUCUAAUCUGUUUCAUCAGACACCACUUCAUAUGGCAGUACUCAAUAGCCAUAAUGAUGUUAUAACACUUUUGCUAAAAUUCGGAGCAGAUGUCAAUUUUGUUGAUAAAUUCAGUAAAUCUCCUUUUGAUUAUGCGAACGACGACAUUUUACACGAAUUCUUGAAUGCAUUACCCAUCAACCAGCUUGCUUUCAUAGGUACUCGUUUAUAAUUCUAUCGGUAUUUUUGAGAGUACGGAUUUAUGUAAUGGCAUCUUUAAAUGAACGAUCCUUUCAUUGUUUUCUGCACCAUACUGAACUUUGGCGCUUUAAAUCAUCGGGGUUUUGCGCAGAUCUAGACCAUUAUACCUUGACGUGACCAUCGGACCUUGGAGUCCAUUCCAUCUUUUCUGUCCCCAAUUUAUAUACCAUAUACGUAAAAUAUUUAGCGAGGAUUUAAUUUUGGCAUUAUUAGCGAGGGUCCUGAGAUCGCUAAAGAACAAGGUAUGGUUUCCAUACAAAUUUUGCCCUGAGAUUUUCCGAAAAAUGAAACUGGUGUAAAAGUUGAAAACUCAUGCUUUUUUAAUAAUUGAAAUUCAAUGCAGAAAAAUCACAAAAAUCAUUUUUCUCACAUGUGUUUUUAAAUGCUAAUGAUGACGUCAUAAACUUGUGCAUUUUCCCGUAUUUUCUUAAAAAGUUGCAAAAGACACAAAUUUUCAAUGGAAUUUUCUUUCAGAAAACAUUGUCCACAGGCAUCGCCCACAAAGAUCUUGAGAUAUGUGAUUUGUUAUUGAAUUUUGCACAAAAUAUCAAAAAAUUAACGUGGGCAACGGCUGUGGACACUGUUUUCUAAAGGAAAAUCGCCCUUGAAAUGGGCCAUUUUGAGGCUUUUUCUGUUGAAAAUAGAGAAAUGCUUCACGUUAAUGACGUCAUAUUCGCAGAAUGGCAAACCUUCAUGCCAUAUUCUUUCCUGAUUUAUCACAGUCAUAUAUUUAACUAAUAUUUAAGCCAGUUUCAAAACUUUUUGAUGUAAUUACAUUUUUAGGGCGCAAUAAUGCUAAAACCAUACCUU